Messenger RNA from Babesia microti strain RI, 825 nucleotides. RefSeq lists its product as hypothetical. The transcript has a single exon. The coding region runs from base 1 to 825 and encodes 274 amino acids. NCBI's taxonomy places the organism in Eukaryota, Apicomplexa, Aconoidasida, Piroplasmida, Babesiidae. The record is from RefSeq and is a predicted model, not a curated record.
AUGAUAUGUCUGGUAUUGUUAUCCUCGUUAUCACUUCUCUUAAACAAUGCAGUAUGUAUAUUUAAUUUUGGAGGUAAAUCCUCAAGUUUGAAGUUUUAUAAACAACUAGAACAGAUACCAAUUUACUAUCUAAAAGAUAAAAGGGGCAAUGUGGUAAAGAAUGUCUACAACACCUUAGUCAAAGGGACUGUUAGUUCAAAUGCCUGGUCUCCGAGUAGAUAUAGGAACCCGAAUAAAGUUGUGGAAUGGGAUGUAAGUAUCGAUUCCGUGCCUGCUAGUAUUAUACCUCUAUUUGCCGAAGAAAAACUAGCCCAAGCCUAUGCCCAGCAUCUUGGCGAAGGAUCUCAAGUUGUAAAGGCGUCACUGGCUGACUAUUUGAGGUGGUCUGAAGAAUUUUCUGGAGACACGUGUAUACUAUUGCCACACAGGGAAUCACUAGAUUUAUGUACCAAAGGUACCGGGUUUUCUGGUACUCCAAUAUUUAUCACAAACCCGCCAAUUACAGUUAGCGUCAAGGGUAAACCAAAGGGUUACGCAUUCUUCAUAUCUCCUUUCUAUGCAUUGGAAAUAUUAGACAUUAUCAUGCGUGGAGAAACAGUUACAAUCGAUGAGAAGAGGCUAUCUUUGGAAUUUUACCCUAGCUUUACUGAUAGAAUUAAAUCAUUUCUAGGAUUUUCACAAACUCAGCUUAAUGGAUUUCACUCAAAACACUUUACAGCUGUAAACAGUAAGAUGUAUGCCAUUAGCCUCGAGCUACUGUCUUCACUAGUGUACAACUAUCCAGAAUUGGGUAAUAAUGUUGUAAUUAUUACAAACAACCGCUAG